AUGGACACCUGGUCAGAAACUCAUCAAGUUGUCAUCCCUUUGUCGGUAAGACCGGCUAUUAUUGAACUAGCUCAUGAUGGAGUGUCAGGUCAUCUUGGCAUCCAAAAAACUUAUAAGAAAGUUCUUCACCAUUUUUUCUGGCCAGGUAUUAAAAAGGAUGUGUCAAAAUUUGUUAAAACUUGUCAUAUAUGUCAGCUUGUAGGUAAGCCAAAUGAAUGUAUU
Enterospora canceri is the source of this 222-nucleotide messenger RNA. NCBI's taxonomy places the organism in Eukaryota, Fungi, Microsporidia, Enterocytozoonidae. The record is from the annotation of a GenBank genome assembly.